AUGUCUAGCUCCGAACUCGCUGUUUCAUACGCCGCUCUCAUCCUCGCCGAUGAUGGUGUUGAGGUUACAGUACGCAUUCCCUCCCCUUCCGGGUAAUUUGAUAUGGGUUGGAGGAAGGGAGAGAAGGGGUAGGAGAGAGAGAGAGAGAGAGAGAGCUGGACGCUGAUUACUAUUAUUAUUAUUUCCGUGCGAUAGUCCGACAAGCUCCAAGCCCUCAUUAAGGCUUCUGGCAACAAUGAAGUCGAACCUAUCUGGUGCUCGCUAUUCGCAAAGGUGAGCCCUUUCCUUAGGGUUAGAUAUCUGGUUCAAAUUCUUACAAAGGAUCAACAGGCUCUCGAGGGAAAGGACGUCAAGGACCUUCUCCUGAACGUCGGUUCCGGGGGCGGAGCUGCCGCAGCUCCUGGUGGUGGUGCCGCCGCCGGAGGUGGCGCCGGCGGUGCUGCUGAGGAGAAGGAGCCCGAGAAGGAAGAAGGUUUGCUUUAUCCCAUAGCCCCUACGGCCUCCUGUACGGCCAUAUGCUAACGGGUUACGUGAAAACAAAUAGAGAAGGAGGAGUCGGACGAGGACAUGGGUUUCGGACUAUUCGACUAAGCACGAAAAGUUUUCGUUUCUCUGGGGGGGUUUUGGGGGUUUCUCUUCGAGUUGAAUAAAAAUAAAUUAACUACCUUUUUCUUUCUUGCGUCUCGCCUUUCCGUACCGUACUCGGUUCGCCUCGUUUCAUAUCGCCUUGGAGCGUGCGCCAUGUUUAGAAUCGUGCUGGGGGAAAAAGUUUGGGCCCAAGUUACUUGGGCAGUCAUGGGGUUUGGGCUGGCUCUGGGUGGUGGCCUUAGGGAGAGUGUUGGGUCUGUGUGAUGCGUCUGAGGCGGAUGAAUCGUGGGUGAUUUAUUCUAGGGCAUUUGGUGGACUUUGGUAGAGGGGCAAGGGGAGUCUGGACUCUGGAGCAUGUGGGGAGUGGGGUGCUGAUGGCGUUGACACUGUUCCUCUGCUCUACCCUAUGACUAAAUAUAGUCUAUUGGUGAAGUAGGUUCAACUUUCAUGUCGCAUCUCCGUCGCUAGAGGGCCCGCCAAUAUCAUAAUUGCAAAAGCC
This is a messenger RNA of Tuber aestivum (summer truffle), 1087 nucleotides long. The record is from the annotation of a GenBank genome assembly. Lineage: Eukaryota; Fungi; Ascomycota; Pezizomycetes; Pezizales; Tuberaceae.